Molecule: messenger RNA, 1272 nt
Organism: Aspergillus puulaauensis
Lineage: Eukaryota; Fungi; Ascomycota; Eurotiomycetes; Eurotiales; Aspergillaceae
Product: acyl-CoA dehydrogenase family protein
Exons: 2
Coding region: 1-1272 (423 amino acids)
Molecular function (GO): acyl-CoA dehydrogenase activity; flavin adenine dinucleotide binding
Source: RefSeq, a predicted model, not a curated record
AUGUCGCUGUUAUACAGACUUACCCCCCGACUCGCCACCCCACCAAGACGCGCUCACAAGUCCAUCCGCACCAUCACCUCCAGAGCGCAGGAGUAUCUCCAAAACCACAACCCAGACUACACCGACUCGCAGCGGACAGUGCGGGACGCAAUCUCCAAGAUAUGCGCUCGCUUCCCCGACUCGUACUGGGGGGACCUCGACGCCCGCAAGCAAUUCCCUGCCGACUUCCACGCCACGCUCGCCCGCGCCGGCUGGCUGGGGAUAUGCAUGCCCACUGAGUACAACGGCUCGGCACUCGGUCUCUCCGAGGCGGCUGUGAUGAUGCAAACGAUCUCCGAGUCCGGCGGGGGCAUGACCGCCGCAUCGUCGGUGCAUAUGAACAUCUUCGGGCUCGAACCGGUGGUGAAAUUCGGGACCCCCGAGCAGAAAGCCCGCUGGCUCACGCCCCUUAUCGCCGGGGAAGAACGCGCUUGCUUCGGUGUCACAGAGCCGAAUACAGGACUGGACACGCUGAAACUCCAAUCUACGGCCCGCAAAGACGGAGAGCACUAUAUCCUCUCCGGGCAGAAGAUCUGGAUCUCGACCGCGCAGAACGCGCACAAGAUCCUCAUCCUGGUUCGCACGACGCCACUGUCAGACGUGAAGAAGCCAUCGCAGGGUUUAUCCUUAUUCUACACAAACCUGGACCGCUCGGCGGUGGAGGUGCGUGAAAUCCUGAAAAUGGGACGCGGCGCUGUCGAUACUAACGAGUUGUUCUUUGACAACUGGCGCGUUCCAGCGAGUGACCUUGUCGGCGCGGAGAACGAGGGCUUUAAGAUGAUCAUGCAUGGCAUGAAUGCAGAGCGGAUCCUAAUCGGUGCUGAAGCGCUAGGGCUGGGUUUUGCUGCGCUGCGUCGUGCGUCGCAGUAUUCAUCGGACCGCAGAGUCUUUGGCCGGCCGAUUGGGAUGAAUCAGGGAUUGCAGCAUCCGAUGGCGGAUAGUUGGAUGAAGCUUGAGGCGGCGCGGUUGAUGAUUUCGCAGGCGGCAAAGCUGUAUGAUGCCGGGUAUGGCGAUGGGGAGUACGCGAAUGCUGGGAAAUAUUUAGCUGGUGAGGCGGCGUUUGAGGCGUGUGAGCGGGCUGUCCUGGCGCAUGGGGGGAUGGGAUAUGCCAGGGAAUUCCAUGUCGAGAGAUACCUGAGAGAGGUGUGGAUUCCGAGAUUGGCGCCGGUGAGUCGUGAGAUGAUCUGUAAUUACAUUGGACAGAGGGUGCUGGGGCUUCCGAAGUCAUAUUAA